Molecule: messenger RNA, 915 nt
Organism: Pterocles gutturalis (yellow-throated sandgrouse)
Lineage: Eukaryota; Metazoa; Chordata; Aves; Pterocliformes; Pteroclidae
Gene: UCHL1
Product: ubiquitin carboxyl-terminal esterase L1 (ubiquitin thiolesterase)
Exons: 7
Biological process (GO): protein deubiquitination; ubiquitin-dependent protein catabolic process
Cellular component (GO): cytoplasm
Molecular function (GO): cysteine-type deubiquitinase activity
Source: RefSeq, a predicted model, not a curated record
GAGGAGGCGCUGGGCGCUGUCCCUGCCCCGGCCUGCGCGCUGCUCCUGGUGUUCCCCCUCACCGAGCAGCAUGAGAACUUCAGGAAACAACAGACUGAGAAAAUAAAGGACCAAGAAAUCAGUUCCAAGGUGUAUUUCCUGAAGCAGACAGUCAGUAACUCCUGUGGGACAAUUGGUCUGAUACAUGCAGUUGCUAAUAAUAAAGAUAAACUGAACCUUGAUGAGGGGUCUGCCCUGAAGAAGUUUCUUGAUGAAACAGCUGAUAUGUCUCCUGAAGAGAGAGCUAAGCAUUUUGCAAAUAAUAAGGCUAUACAAGAAGUCCACAAUUCAGUUGCACAAGAAGGACAGUGUCGGGUUGAGGACAACAGUGUGAACUUCCACUUUAUCCUGUUUGUCAAUGUGGAUGGACAUCUGUAUGAAUUGGAUGGGCGUAUGCCAUUUCCUGUAAACCAUGGCACAAGCUCAGAUGACUUGCUACUGAAGGAUUCUGCUAAGAUCUGCAGACAGUUUACAGAACGCGAAAAAGGAGAAGUUCGUUUUUCUGCAGUGGCUUUCUGCAAGUCUGCUUGAGGAUCUGAAGAGAUGCAAGGAAGGCAGUCUAAUAGCACAGCAGUAAAUGCAAUUCAAACUCCAGUGCUUCAGUACUUGUUAAACACAGCUGUUCUGGUAACUUAAAUUGUUUCCACCUUUUGCUAUACACAGAAGCAACAUCAGCUGAGCUUAUGCUAAGGGAUGAGCUCGAGUUUUAAUGUGAACAGUUUGGACACAUGAGAAGUCUUUUGACUCUUUUUUUUUUUCACAUGUUAAGUAGAAAACGCUUAACAGGGCUUGUUUAAUCUGUGUCAUGUUAAUUGAGUUAUUGGUUGAUAUUUCCUUGUCCUUAAUGAGAAUAAAAUGUUUUGCUGAAAGACUAAA